AUGCGUUUCUAUCUGCUCUUCUUUUUGGCCCUGAGCUGCUGCCUGCUGCACUGCUCCGUGGCUGGAGUGAAUUUGGUGCGCGGACUGGAGGCUGGUCAUCAUCGCAACUCCACGGGCGCAGCACCACCACGUGGUGCUCCUCCACCACCACCUCGCACCACCACCGCCAGCUCCUCGGGAUAA
This is a messenger RNA of Drosophila teissieri, 183 nucleotides long. RefSeq lists its product as uncharacterized. NCBI's taxonomy places the organism in Eukaryota, Metazoa, Arthropoda, Insecta, Diptera, Drosophilidae. The record is from RefSeq and is a predicted model, not a curated record. Bases 1 to 183 code for a protein of 60 amino acids. The transcript has 2 exons.